Messenger RNA from Pararge aegeria (speckled wood butterfly), 2326 nucleotides. It is a transcript of the gene Arp1, whose product is annotated as alpha-centractin. The coding region runs from base 98 to 1228 and encodes 376 amino acids. The transcript is spliced from 9 exons. The record is from RefSeq and is a predicted model, not a curated record. Lineage: Eukaryota; Metazoa; Arthropoda; Insecta; Lepidoptera; Nymphalidae.
CAUUCUUGAAUUGAAAGAAACUCGAAUAUCCAUUUUAGCCAAAAUAAAUUAGAAAAUCUCGUAUAGUGUAGUCAAUUAACACAUUUUAUUAAUUAUAAUGGAGCUUAAUGAUGUUAUUGUGAACCAACCCGUCGUUAUAGACAAUGGUUCAGGAGUUAUCAAAGCUGGGUUCGCUGGUGAUCAGAUACCAAAAUGCAGGUUUCCGAACUAUAUUGGCCGACCAAAACAUGUGAGAGUCAUGGCUGGAGCACUGGAAGGGGAGCUGUUUGUCGGCCCCCGGGCAGAAGAGCACCGUGGCCUGCUCAGCAUCAAGUACCCAAUGGAACACGGCAUUGUGACUGACUGGAAUGAUAUGGAGAGGGUGUGGAACUACAUCUAUAGCAAGGACCAACUGUCAACAUUUUCAGAGGAGCAUCCAGUACUGUUAACAGAGGCGCCGCUGAAUCCUCGGAGGAACAGGGAGAAAGCGGCGGAGAUAUUUUUCGAAACCAUCAACGUGCCUGCACUUUUCCUCUCCAUGCAAGCAGUACUAAGUUUGUACGCCACGGGGCGGACGACGGGGGUGGUUCUGGAUGCGGGGGACGGGGUGACCCACUCGGUGCCCAUCUACGAGGGGUUCGCGAUGCCCCACAGCAUCAUGAGGGUGGACGUGGCUGGGCGUGACGUCACCAGGUACCUCAGGCUCCUCCUCCGGAAAGAGGGUGUGAACCUCCGCACCUCAGCGGAGCUGGAGAUAGUGAAGUCCAUCAAGGAGCGCGCCUGCUACCUGUCCCCCAACCCGCUGAAGGAGGAGACCAUGGACUCUGAAAGGGCACAGUACACUCUGCCAGACGGAACACAGCUCGAGAUUGGACCAGCAAGGUUCCGGGCGCCAGAAGUAUUGUUCCGACCAGAUCUGAUUGGUGAAGAAUGCGAAGGUCUACACGAGGUGCUGAUGUUCGCGAUCCAGAAGUCGGACAUGGACUUGCGCAAGGUGCUGUACCAGAACAUCGUGCUCAGCGGCGGCUCCACGCUGUUCCGCGGCUUCGGCGACCGCCUGCUGGCCGAGAUCCGCCGACUGGCGCCCAAGGACAUGAAGAUACGGAUCUCAGCGCCUCAGGAGCGGCUAUACUCGACGUGGAUAGGCGGUUCGAUUCUCGCGUCGCUCGACACAUUCCGCAAGAUGUGGGUCUCCAAGCGGGAGUACGACGAGGAGGGCCACAGAGCCGUGCAUCGCAAGACAUUCUAAUUUACACUCUAAAAACAAUCAAAUGUACGCCGCAAAGUUGUUUUUCAUGUAACAACCGCGAAUCAGUUAGUAUUACGUGUUAAACUAAAAAAAAAAAUGGUGUAUUAAGAAACACCGUACAGCGAGUGCGAUGGACGCAUCGCGGCUGCGGUAUGUACAACGGUAAUUAACUCUCGCGGCGAAAUAUUCGGAUAGGUACUUAACUCGAACAUCUGUUAUAAAAGUGAAAAAUAUCGUCUAUUUGAUCCCAUUUCUACAGGGGUUUGAAUAUUUUAGUAUGGAACUAACUUGCAUACUGUUCUAAAAUCACUUAUUCAAUGAAAUGUAAUGAUCGACUGCGGUAUCACCUGAUUUUAAAUGUUGAUGCAGUCUAAGAUGGAAGCACGCUUAUCAAGGGGUAUGGAAUUCCAUACCCCUUCAUACCUGCACGGCUAGGCUAGGUCAGGGGCCUUUUUGUCCCAGGGAGAGGACAAAAUUUUACAUUCUCAAACUCUUCUCCGAGCAUAGGCCGACGCGUGGAAUUAAUAUUUAAAUAAUAAAAGGGGGUAAACUUCUCUUAUUCCCGGUAACCGUUCUUUGGUAAAUGGACACAUAAAUUUAAUCCUCUAAUAUAAAUUAAUUGCGGGAUGUAAUUGUUAUCUCCUACCCAGUUUAGCCGUGCUGUCUUAAACUAUAGCUAAAUUCCGCCAUGCUUUGCUUUGGCUCAGUCUGAUAUUAAUUAAAAAGGAAUAAAAAGUGAAGCUUCACCAAACCUUAUAUUUCGCAACUUGUGUAAAAAAAAUCAAAUCAAACCGAGACUACUUUUCAACUUAUGCGGACAAAAAUAUACGGAAGUUUUUUUUAUAUAUAUAGAUAAUGUACUGCUAUGUAUGUGUAGGCUUAAAUCUUUUUUCGGCUGGGCCGAUCUUGAUGAGACUAUAGGCUUAAAUUCCGCAAAAUAAACUGCUUUGUCUAAAAGAUAGAGAAAGAAAUAAUCAUUAAAGAGUUUUUUUUUUUCGAUAAUCGCUAUAAUCACACAAGUCUGUCGAACAAAUACGUUAAAAAAAAAUAAGUUAUGCUAUAUUAAAUCAAAACACAAAAGUUUUUAUUCAACAAAGU